Messenger RNA from Toxorhynchites rutilus septentrionalis, 958 nucleotides. Its product is annotated as neuferricin homolog. NCBI's taxonomy places the organism in Eukaryota, Metazoa, Arthropoda, Insecta, Diptera, Culicidae. Gene Ontology annotation, cellular component: endomembrane system; membrane. The transcript has 2 exons. The coding region runs from base 154 to 936 and encodes 260 amino acids. The record is from RefSeq and is a predicted model, not a curated record.
CAGACCAGUUGUUGGUCAUUUUGCUACAAUCCGCUACAGGACUGGUUUGUACAGAAUGAAUGUGUGCUGUCAAAAAUAACAGAGUGUACGAAACACAACAAGGAGCUAUGUUGAAUAGUUAACGAUAAAGUUUCUAGUAUAUAGAGGUGAAAAAUGCUGUCCUAUUUGGUUACCUAUUCGCGUCACAUCAUAGUCAUUGGAUUGGCCGUGCUGCUGUUUGUGUUUCUUUCCCGCGAGCCCAACGAUCGGACCACCGACGAGGAAACUACCCACGUGGAAGGGACCAAUGAGAGAUUGUUUACGGAGCAGGAACUGACUCAAUACGAUGGCAGCGAAGGAAGUAAAGGUAUCUUUCUCGUAAUCCUGGGAUAUGUGUACGAUGUGAGUAGCGGAAUCAAACACUAUGGUCCUGGUGAGGCGUAUAACAUGUUCGUUGGUCACGACGCCACAAGAAGCUUUAUUACGGGUGAAUUCGAAGAGUUCAGUUCCGAGCUGUCCGACGUUUCGUCGCUCACAGGAACGGAACUGAUGUCCCUCGUCAAGUGGAAGUCUUUCUAUGAUAAAACAUAUCAAUACAGGGGGAAACUGAUUGGACGCUAUUUCGACGAGCGCGGUGACCUGACUGAGUACCAUAAAUUGGUUCUCGAGAAAGUGGCAAUCGCCGAAGCUGAGGACGGUAAACCGAAACAGGAGUAUCCGCUGUGUAAUGUCGAGUGGAAAGAGGAGACUGGAACAAAGGUUUGGUGUACAUCACGAAGUGGCGAUGGGCUCGAAAGAGGCUGGGUUGGGAAACCGCGACGAUACGUGAAGCAAGAGGACAAGACACCGUUUUGUGUUUGUGUACCUGAUGAGGUCGAGAGUGAUGCUCUGGAACCAUUUGAUAACUGUGAUCGGGAAGAGGUGGAUUGUUAUGCGAAAGAUAAUUCAGAAAAAUAAAAAUACUAUUCAAUGUACCGUU